AGUUGCCGGAGAAGAUCAGACCAGUUAACAUCGCGUAAAGCCAUCAGAGAAAUUCGUAAAGAAGAAGUGAAAUUCGCUUGCAAAAAUGUUCAAACUAAUCUUAACUGCGGCUAUCACCAUGACUUUGUUGGAAAAUAUUCAAGCUCAAAGACCAGCUUUUUCGGGUUUGAGACCACCAGGUGGACUGAGUCAAAAGGACAAGUACCAUGCCACUCAGAACACAGCUGUGGAGAAUAUUACCGGCGUGGAUAUAGCUACGAGAUUUGGAGAGUCAUCCAGUUCGCAAAGGCCUGCUCUUAUAGAUCUACCCUUUGGGGCGUCCCAGAGACCGCCCGUUGGAGUUCCCGUAGUGCUGCCAAUAAGCAACUCCGAUCCGGAGCAGGUUCCAGCUGUUGCCAACCGAUUCGGAGCACCUGAUUCCCAAAAUGCAUCUACUACUACUACUACUUCCACCACCGCCAGCACCGCAGCCCCAGUGGCCCCAGUUUUUAACCAACUUCCCGUCGAUGCCCACGGAGACCGAGAGUGGGUUAACUACUUGAGUCAGCUGCCGGUGGAAAACCAGCCCUUCUGGUUCAUAAACUACCAGGCCAUCGAAGCCCAUCGGAACAGCUCCAGGCCUAAUGUGGGUGCUCUGGAAACACCGGGAUCUUUCUUCCGCGGAUAGCAGCUUCAAUUGGAAUUUACAAAAAUCUACGCUUAGACUACUCUUUAAAAAUAUUUUCGAAUUUUAAUAUAGAAUUAUUUAUUU
This is a messenger RNA of Drosophila suzukii, 751 nucleotides long. RefSeq lists its product as uncharacterized. The record is from RefSeq and is a predicted model, not a curated record. Lineage: Eukaryota; Metazoa; Arthropoda; Insecta; Diptera; Drosophilidae.